Messenger RNA from Peronospora belbahrii, 1110 nucleotides. The record is from the annotation of a GenBank genome assembly. NCBI's taxonomy places the organism in Eukaryota, Oomycota, Peronosporomycetes, Peronosporales, Peronosporaceae.
AUGGCACCUCGCUCAUCAUCGUCCGGACAUCGUACUGGCAGUUUAUUGCGUUUCCAGGGCUGUGCGCACUUUCGUCAGCGUCUCGUGUGUGCAACUCUUAGUGGGCGACCAUUGAUCAUCGAGGAGAUUCGGUCAGAGGACGAAAACCCCGGGCUGGCGCCCUUUGAAGCGAAUUUGCUACGGCUCUUGGACCGCGUGACGAGCGGUAGUCAAUUGGAAAUCAAUGAGACAGGUACAAAACUCAAGUAUCAUCCAGGUCUUGUACUGGGUGGUCGUGUGGUCCACGAUUGUGGCACGGGACGGUCCAUUGGCUGGUUCCUGGAAGUGCUCGCGGCGCUCGCGCCUUUCGCCAAGCUACCGCUGCAUGCGACGCUAGAUGGAAUUACAAAUGACCAUAUCGAUGCUUCUGUGGACAAUUUUAAGGCCACAACGCUGCCGUUGUUGCGACACUUUGGUCUGGAUGAAGGGUUGGACUUUGUCGUCAAAAAACGAGGUGCUCCUCCGCUAGGAGGUGGACAGGUCGUCUUUCAAUGCCCACAAGUGAGAGAGCUACGUGCUGUCCAUUUGGUGGAUGAAGGAUUCAUCAAACGCGUACGUGGCGUUGCCUAUAGCACACGUGUGUCUCCGCAGACAUCUAAUCGCAUCGUGGAAACUAGCCGUGGGCUGUUUAACAAACUCUUGCCGGACGUAUACAUUUACUCGGACCAUUAUAAAGGUGCCGAGUCGGGACAGUCGCCGGGUUUUGCUCUUAGUCUCAUGGCGGAGACAACAACUGGUAUCUUUUUGGGAGCAGAGGCAGCAGCAGAACCCGGUGACUUGCCGGAAGAUGUGGCGAUGAGAGCCUCGCACGCUCUUUGCGAAGAGAUUAGCAAGGGAGGAUGCGUCGACUCGUCCAACCAGGCGUUGGUACUGCUGUUUAUGGCGCUAGGCCCAGAGGAUGUGACAAAGGUUCGUUUUGGCAAGUUGACACCCUAUAGCAUCGAGUGUCUACGUCAUUUGCGCGACUUUUUCGACAUCACGUUCAAAAUUAAACCCGACCCGGAGACCAAAACAGUGCUGCUGUCGUGUCUGGGCGUUGGCUUCAGAAACCUGGCCAAGAAGGUCACCUAG